Molecule: messenger RNA, 1728 nt
Organism: Vollenhovia emeryi
Lineage: Eukaryota; Metazoa; Arthropoda; Insecta; Hymenoptera; Formicidae
Exons: 1
Source: RefSeq, a predicted model, not a curated record
AUGGGCGAACCGGUCCUAGAAAUAUCUGCCAUCAUGAAGCACCAACAAAAAAACAAAGGAGAGGAUGGGAGCAGCACGAAUGCGAGCGCGAACAGGAGAGCGAAAGACGACUCGGAACACACUCCAAUGGAGGUGGAUGACCGAGCCACCCCGACAACGCACACGGGGAUAGGGAGGGCGGGCCCCGCCAGCGACAAAAAGAAGCUAGCGGACCAAGCCAAGAACAGACCACGUGAGGAACCGAUCAUAGACGUCGAUGGGUCGGAUACCGAGGGGUAUGGGGAAGACGACAGCGCGGCGGAUGACAACGGAGUGUUAUCCGCGCCCGAGAGGAGAGCCAGAAGCAGAGGCAGACCUCCCAAGGAUUCCAACUUUGCCCUGAGAAGGGAAAAGAGGGAAAUCAGGAAAACGAAUCGUAAACUGAUUCAGCAGAACAAGACGCUCUCCGAUAUCUUGGAUCGGAACAUCCUGCCGAGUGGAAAGGCGAGAAAAAAUAUCACGCCGGAGAGAGAAACGGUCAGGCAGUUAGAGGACUUAAGACCGGAUCAGAUCGUAGCGGAAAUGACGGAACACUUAAAUGUGGUUGAGAAGGUGGCGGAGCGCUCGGGGAAUUUGAAGGGCACUUUUGUCCACCAAUUAUACAACUCGGCGAGUAAGCUGAGGGCGGCGAUCAAGGCGCUCUCGGCCAAGGCAACCGCCCCAUGUGCUGCACUAGGGGGUGAUUACGGAGGCGAAGAAGGCCAGCUCCGAGCAAGAAUCAGAGAGCUCGAAGAAAAGGUGGCGAGCCUCACUGCGAAGAGGCAGAGGACGCAGCUACAGGACGUGCGGAGAACGCCUGAAAGAGCGCUUCGCAAGAGGAAGUGCAUGAGAAUGGCCUCACCCUCCUCUUCCUCAGACGAAGAGAUGAGGGGGAGAACCCAAUCCCAUUCCCAGCCCAGGGACACGGGCAUGGACGAGGAGGACAUGGUACCCCCACCCCCGGUGCUCAGGCCGGAGGUGAGGGGUGUAAGGAAGGAGCUAGAGGAGGUUACGGAGGAGCGGGCCCUUGAAGACGUCCGCAAGGUAAUGGAGGGAGUCACCAUUGGGGAUAUUGCGCGGGGCAACGCCAAGGAAGUCAGGUUGAAGAUCAACAACCUGAUGGUCCGCUGCCAAGGAGCGAUGGCGAUGCUCCCCAUAGGUAAGGAACCGCUGAUCGAGGAUGGGCCAGCAGCCAGGGCACCCAUGGGAAAGAUCGCGGCAUCUUCAAACAAACAGAUGCCGAAAAAAGUGACAGGGCCCAAAAAGAACGCACCCAAGCCGACACCCACAGUAAGGGAGAAGAAUAGGCUGGACAUAGGCGAGACUGCCAGCAGUAAGGAAGCGGCCAAACAAAGGACCGCUAGCCAAUCGAGAGCCGGGAAAGGAGCGGCUGCCCAGAGGGCUGUCAGCCGGUCGAGGACUGCCCAGAAAAAGGGAAUCCGCACCGAGGAAGAGCCCCUAGAGGCGAAUAACAAGCCUGGCAAGGCAGGUCAAGCGACCCAAGAGACAUGGGUCGAUGUGGUGAGGAGGGGGUCCAGGAAGAAGGGAGCUCCGAGCCAGCCUGGUCCCCCCCAACAGAGGGAGACGAGGGCCCCGGCUGGAGACAAGAGGACCCCCCCAGCCAAGAGGAGGAACCCGAGGGCACAAGCGGUGACCCUCACCUUCCCCCCGGGGGCGUAUGCGGAGGGAAUGAGGGUCAUAAAGUCCCAG